GUUUCGUUGCCUCAUUUCGUUGAUAGCAUUAGUUUUGCAGCAGUAAUGGGGACAAGGCAGCGUGACCCUGCAGGCAGAGACGUGGGGCCUGCAGACAAGUGACGGACCGGCGAGCCACCCCAUAGCACUGCCCGCUCACUGGCCCUGGGCGGCGUGAAGUGCGCACACACACGCUCGACAUAAUUACCUGUGCCCCUGUGCACUUCUCUCGUAUAUAUUUUCGAGGAACCUUAAAAGGCUAAAGGCAACAUCAAUAACCCCGUUUUCUUAGGAUGUGUUUUUGAUGGUUCGAAGAAAGAAGACUACAAUCUUCACAGAUGCAAAGGAAACAACAACAGUAAGAGAACUCAAAAAAAUUAUACAAGGAAUAAUGAAAGUAGAACCAGAAAAUCAGCAACUCAUGAACGAACGUGGAACAGAAAUAUUUGACGAUGACAAACAGUUAAGCGACUACAAUUUGUCAGCUCAGACAGCUCGAGCCCAGAGCCCUGCUACUGUUGCCUUGGUGUUCAGGCAAGAAAAUGGAGAGUUUGAGAGUCUUGACAUUACUCCUCUCUCCUCUCCUCCCGAGCUGCCAGAGGUCAUGAAGCCUCAGGAAACCCAGGCCCAUGAAGUGAACUGAGUCUUCUGCUCCUCUUCCAAAUGCUUACCUUGCUGGCAUACUACAAAGACAAUUGCAGAUGUGGAUAACACACAUUAAAUCUCCAAGAUCAGUAUAUGUUUCAUUGAGAUUAUUGUUUCUGGUGUUCAGUUCAUGGUAUGUGUAUCUUCUUUGCCUACCUCAUAUUUACAUUGACACCAGUGAAGGGAACAUACAAUAUAUAGCUAUUAAUGGCCUCAAAUGUUAUCAUGAAUUAUGAAUAAAUUUUGAAAUGUAAUCAUAAAUUAAAGAUUGGCAUCCUUUGUUUUGUAGCAAGAUGUUUAAGUGCUGAUACCAAAUAUUUCUUUUACUUCAUGUAUACAGUCAAUGAGAUUAUUUUAUAUAAGUACAAUAUUUGCAAUCCAAAUUGUUGAAUAUACCAUUUUUCCAAAGCAUACCACCACUGCUUUACAGAAUGCAAGAUGUACUCUUUACCAUAUCAGUCUUUCCCAAUUGUCUUUAUACAUUAUUUUCUUAAUUUUCUUCUUACAUAUUAAGUUUUUCUUCUUAACCUUUAGGUAGUUGUGUAAUGUUCUGUUUUCCUUUUUGUUUUUCAAAAGCAUCACAGUUUGUAUUUUUUUGUAGCAAGUAUUUAUGAAUGAUUUAAUAAAAGCUACUGGAGACAUGUGCUAGACAUUACAUAAAUAUCUGUGUAUCUGAUUGGAAGCAUUAUUAUGGAAAGAACAAUAAGUAUGGUGUUUGUGAGAAUAUAUUUAGAGUUAAGCAAAUUUGGGGAAUGUUUCAAGUGUUAAUCUCAGCAGUGUGCCGUGUCCAUUAAACAAAUGAAUGAAUCUUUAAUUUGUUCUCAAAUCUACAGAUUUUUGAGGCUUUAAAUAGUUGAAAUUAUCAUAUGGAAAUGUUCAGAUUGUUUUGAGGUGUGAGAUAAGAUCAAGGAUAAAAAGAUUGCUGCUCAUGGAGAACUGAGUGGCAAGAUGAAACUUGAGGUGAAACUUAAUUGUUUUAAUGUCAGAAAAUUGCCAUCAAGUAACUAGAUCAGGGUGAGUAGAAAACUGAAAAAUGCAUUCUUAUUUUAAAAGUCUCAUCAGUGUUUUGUUAAAUGCUUUCCAAAUAAUUGGUUAAGCAAAACUAUAAAUGGAGUUUGGCUCCUUGCUGACUAGUAGCUAUGAUAGUCCCUUGUUUCAUCAGACUUCUUUGUCAUAGUUUUACAGCCCAUUACUCUAGUGUGUGAUGUCAUGUCUAGAAACAAAUUUUACUUGUGUGUCUGUGGUUAUUUAUUGUUAGGUGCAUUUUACAAGUUUCUUUGUAUGCAAGGAAAAUGUUGAAUACUGGGAUUAACUAGUUUUAUGGAUUACUAUUAUCAGUGAUAUAUUCAUCUCGGCUUCUUUCCAAAUUAGCUAAAGUAUAAUUUCAAGUUUAAGUUAGGGGUUCCCCCCUUCCUUUUAUCUCCCUGCACUCUUGUCAGACUUGAUUCAGUUUGUCAUACAGGCUUCCGCUUUGCUACAGGUGCUUUCCUCUUCCUUUCAAGUCCUUUUGCUGAAACAGUCCUACUGCUGUCCUGUUGCCCUAGCCUUCUUUGUACCAAAACAACUCAUUUCAUUCAGUUUUUAUCUACAUUAGUUUUCCAUUCCCCCCCACAAGUUCUUCAAAAUUCUUUGCUCUCACACGCAUCUCAAACAUUUCCACUUUUUUUUUUUUUUUUUUUUUUUUUUUUUUUUUUUUUUUUUUCAUUCAUCCCAACUCAUUAUUACCCAUUGUUCUGCUUCAUCUCUCAGUAUGUCCCUCUUUUCUCUGCCCUAAAUCUUUCCUCCCGACUGUACUUUUUUUUUUUAUCUUUGUGCCACUUUUCUACUACGCACUCUACAUUGAUGGUUCAAAGUUUCUGCAUCACAUAGUGUUUUACAGUGCUGUUCCUCAGCUUUUAUCAAAGGAAUCUCCUCCAUUUCAUGUAAACUAACAUCUAGAUUAUUGUAUAUUCUAUCCCAGACAUGAACAUGAUAUCAUGACUCUUCCUUUCACUAGAUUCAUGUUGUCCUUUCACUCUAAUCCACUUGUUACUUGUAUUCAGAAAAAAGGUUAUUUUGUGUGUGGAGAAUAUUACCUGAGUUCCCAGCAAUCUAGGCAUCAAUAGAAAUGAGACAGUUUGCACUUUCUACUGCCCAUCUUUCUGCAUCAGCUUUCCAAUGUAUUCCUGUUUCAUAGUGCUUCCCCAUUCUCCUUUGUCUUUUCCAUUAAAGUGGCAGUCACUUGGGAUGUGGAAAUCAGUGAUAAACUCCACUCCAUCAGACCUUUAAUAUUAUCAUAGUACAAUUCAGUCUAACUGUAGUUGAGGAACAGCUUUAUCCUGGACACAUGCACCUAUCUUAGAGUUAUACAAUUAUGAUCUUUCUCUCCCCAUACUCUGCUGUUGAUGUCCUGUGACACUGAGACUUUGUAUUUCAACUUUCCCAUUCCCUCCAAGUCUCUCACAUCUCUCCACAUGUGGACAACUUUCUUGAUGGCUCUUACAGCUUCACAUCAAAUCCCAUGAUCUUUUCUCCAGGCUUCAAAUUUUUUAUCUAAUAUAUUCACACCUGUAACAGCCCUAGUGCCACAUAGUCAGUUGUUGGCUUGGUGCUUGAGACCCAUACUAUUCAAUUCAAUUAAGUUAUGUAGCUAUGGUGUAUUUUAUUACGUUAUUUAUUUAUGCCUGAAUCAUACAAGCCCACUUGUGUAUAGUGCAAAUUUUGCCUGCAUAUUAGUUUUCUCCACAAAGACUUCUGCUCAACUAACCAUGCCUUUAGAAAAUUAUACUAGGAUUACUAUGUAGCCAAAAACUGGUUGGUUGAGUGUUGCUUUUUUUUUUUUUUUUAAACUAGCUUUUAAUCUUCCCAUGAUAGUUGUGUGGAAUGAAACAUGGUCAUUAAUGAUGUAUAUUUAUCUGGUACAAAAUUAAAAUACUUCAGUUUAUUAAAUGUCUGAAUAGUAAAUAGAAAACAAUCAAGUGUUAAUGUUUGGUCAGCCAUUGCAUCAAUGACUGAGAUUUUUUCCAGCAAAUGUCCAAAAACUGAAACAUUGAAGUAUUUUACUCUAUAAAUUCCAGGAUGACCAGAAACUAAAUGAACUUUGAAUCCAAGAGUAUAGGAAAAAAAAUUGUGUAGCUUCUUACAUACAAUUGAAUGACCCAGAAGUUUUGUACAGAUCAAAAACAGAACUACUUCCAGGUACUCAUCAGUCAUCAAAACCUUGGAAUAGACUGCCUUACCUUCGGGUCACACUUCGUGUUGUAUUGUGUAGAUCUGUUAACUCUGUUGUGAUGGAUGGUGUAGACUAGUAUACAUACUAUAGAAAUCUUUGUGAAAUGUUACUGUGGUAUAUUUUUUCAUGUAUCCUUCAGUCCAUUUGUUCUCAGACUAUCACAUCAGUUUCAUUAGACAAGGAUGCACUUUCUAAUUUAAAGAACAUUAAACCUGUAUAAAAUAUAAUUUGCACUUUAAUCCAACUUUGUAAAUUUUGUUACGUUUAUGAGUAAAUGUUUGAAAACUUAA
Messenger RNA from Scylla paramamosain (green mud crab), 4125 nucleotides. RefSeq names its product elongin-B-like (gene EloB). The coding region runs from base 284 to 622 and encodes 112 amino acids. Lineage: Eukaryota; Metazoa; Arthropoda; Malacostraca; Decapoda; Portunidae. The record is from RefSeq and is a predicted model, not a curated record. Gene Ontology annotation, biological process: transcription elongation by RNA polymerase II. Gene Ontology annotation, molecular function: protein binding. Gene Ontology annotation, cellular component: elongin complex; VCB complex. The transcript is spliced from 4 exons.